AUGAAACUUAAUUCAACUAAACCUUUACCUUAUGAUAAUUCAAAUAAUCAAAUAUAUAAUAAUCCAUUUAUAACAACUUCAACUCGUAAUGAUGAUGAAAUAAAUAACCCACCAAAUAAGAGAAGUAAAUUCUGUACCAGCACUACCACUACUUCAUUAGCUUCAUUAUUUAAUAAACAAAACAGGCAUAAAUUGAGAAGAAGAAUUAAUUCAAUAAGUACCAAUUUAUCAUAUUAUAAAUUUCCAAAACAAGAUGAAUUUAAUUUCAAUUCACAACCAAAUUUUGCUUCAAGCUCUACUCGAAGUUCUACCCCAAGCUCCAAUUCAAACUCAGAUUUGGAAAGCUUACCAGAUUUAACAGAUGAUGAUGAAUUAACCCCUGAAAAUACUCCAAUUAAAAAGUUGCCAACUAUAAAUUUUCAAUAUUUAGAACUACCAACAUUAAAACCACCAAAAUUCCAACUUCAUAAACCAAGACAAAGAGAGAUUAGCUCAAAAAUAUCGAUAUUCGAGGUUCCUGAAAUUUUACAUAAGAUAAUUUCAUUUGUAGAUGAACAAAAUUCAAACUUACCAACUGAAUCAACUCCAAUUAGAAGAAAACCAUUAAACUAUAAUCAUGCAAUGUUGAUACAUGGAGAUGCCGAAAUAGCACAAAGAGCAACUGAAGAAAUACAAGAACAAUUACAACCAGUAUAUUCUAAUCCUUUGUUUAAUUGUCUAUUAGUCAAUAAAUUAUUUUUCAAAAUUACUUCAGAUAUCAUAUCAAAAAAAUUCUAUUUUAGCAAUGAAGAGAAUUUAGUCAAAUUUAUAAAUUACCAAGGUCCGAAAACUACUUCAUUCCAACCAAAGAUUUUCAUAUUACAUAAACUAUUUCAAACACGACAAUAUUUAUUUGAUAAAUGUAUUCAUUAUAUUUCGUUUAAACAAUUGGAAUGGUUUGAGUUGUACAUGUGUCCCAAGUUAUUUCCAUCAAUUGAGAUUUUUAAACAAGCUGGCUCAAAUUUGAAAAAGUUGAUUAUUACUGGCUCGAAAACCAUUGAUGAUAAUUUCCUAAUUUCAAUUUCAUUACAUUGCAAAAAUAUUGAAGUUUUGGAUUUGCGAGCUUGUGAAUACAUAUCUGAUUUUUCAAUAUACCAAAUCUCAAAACAUUUGAAAAAUUUAAAAAUUAUAAAUUUUGGAAGGAAGAAUAAAGGACAUUUAAUUUCAGAUGCUUCUAUUAUCAAAUUGAUAAAUUGUUGUAAGGGAUUAAAUACUAUUGGAUUGGCUGGGUGUAACGUUACCGAUAAAACUGUAUUUGAAAUAGCGAUAAAAUUACCAGAUAUUGAAAGACUAUCAUUGAAUAAUUGUCCACGAUUAACUGAUCAUUGUUUAUCAAUUUUCACUAAUCCAAACACUAUACACUGUUUUUUAAAAUUAAAGGUUUUGGAAUUUAGAUAUAAUUCACAGUUGGACAAUUUGCAGCAUUUGAUUGAAUUUAAAAAACGACAGGAAUAUAAAAAUAAAAUAUAUCUAUUGAUUGAAUUAUGUGAAGAUUUGAUGGCGAAAUAUAGAGCACAAGAACAAGAACUAGAUAAUAUUAUAUCAAUGAAAAUUUUUAAUGAUAUCAUGGUUUAUAUUAAUGAUGAUAAUGAUGGAGAUUCGAAUUAUAUUGAUUUAUUGAAUAGAUAA
Insectozyma verbasci is the source of this 1668-nucleotide messenger RNA. NCBI's taxonomy places the organism in Eukaryota, Fungi, Ascomycota, Pichiomycetes, Serinales, Debaryomycetaceae. The record is from the annotation of a GenBank genome assembly.